Messenger RNA from Cervus elaphus (red deer), 2003 nucleotides. RefSeq names its product interactor of HORMAD1 1 (gene IHO1). Gene Ontology annotation, biological process: meiotic DNA double-strand break formation; DNA recombination; homologous chromosome pairing at meiosis. The record is from RefSeq and is a predicted model, not a curated record. Bases 87 to 1883 code for a protein of 598 amino acids. Lineage: Eukaryota; Metazoa; Chordata; Mammalia; Artiodactyla; Cervidae. The transcript is spliced from 8 exons. Gene Ontology annotation, cellular component: condensed nuclear chromosome.
CAGCCUCCUCAGAACCAAGCUGCCUCUUGAUCAGGCGCGUGCAGGCCCUCAGAGGUGGAGGCAGGAGCGUGGAAUAAUCAUAAGACAUGAAUUUUAAUGUCUGGAAUAUCAAAGAUAUGCUCAGUAUUCCCUCAGGCUCUGGGGCCAAUAAGUCGUCUAACUGGAAUAACAAUCAGACUGAUUACUCCAGUCUCAGUGAUUCCCAGUUUCUUUUUGGAUCCCAGUUCUGUCCAGAAAGUUCACAGACCCUGUCAACACCCUUGGACUCUGAAGUCCACUUGAGACAUCCAAAACAGUCACAACAGAAUUUUCUGGAUAGUGAACCUAGUAUUUUCACAAAGUACCAAACAAAACCCCAGCUGCUUGGAGGAGAAACAAAAGAUGGAGGCUCGUUUCCUCUUCCUUUGUCUCUCGGAAAACCAAAAGGCCUCUUGGAACAGUUUGAGGAGAAAAAGAAAAGUGCAAAAGACAGAUGUGACAGUGAGACUUUAUACAACUUCAUUUCCCAUAUCAGAGAAAGCAUUCACAAGUUACAGACAUCAGUGGAAGAGUCUGAGGAACAUCUCAGUUCCAGAAGUCAGUCUAUUUUGGAUUCUUUGGAAACUGUGGCCAAGACAUGGCAGGAGACUGCAAAAGCUCAGAGUGGUCUGAUGUUGGAAAGAGUGCAGGACAAAGGCAAUGUGGAGCAGGCCAUCCUCGACUUGCAAAAGAGAUUCGAAGCUAGACAAGCAGAGUUUAUAGAAAUGAAGUCCAACCUGAAGCACCUUGAAGUUUUGGUUACCCAGCAGAGUAAGGACUUUCAGCAGCUGUGUGAGCAUCUGGGCGAGCUGAAUAUGCCCAGUGUUCUAGCACAGUUAAAGCAACUGACCUCCAUCGCUCUGACACCCAAACACGUAAAAGACAGUGCCUCUCAGACAUCACCACCCCUGGCGCAGAGCCUCAGUUUCACCAGGCAGGACAAACAUACCUCUGAGAAGCCAGUUAUGUGGCAGGCCCAGGCCCUCCCUGCUGCAUGCAGUCUUAGUGUGGGCUCCCCAAGGCCCAGGGAGUUUGUUGUCUGGGGUGAGGGAUCAAAGAGGGAUGCUCUCCAAGAAGAGGCUGUGCAGCCGGCAGUUGGAACUGGCAAAAGAAACAGGCAAAUCACGGACAGGGCAGUGCAGACUAGUUGCCAGAACUCUGUUACUAAAACAGGUUCUGAGAACUGUGGCUCUCCCUUCCUGGGUCACAAAGUUCCUGAAGCUAGGGACCCAGUUUCCCAAGGAGACUCACAGCUUAUAUCUCGAGGAUAUAAGGACUUAAACAACUCUGCAACCAGCAUUAAGAACACCAGCCAAAAACGGCAAGCUAAAGGCGUAUUUUCAUGUGACCCUUGUGAACAAAGGUUGGUGACCGAACAGAAAGGCAUAACUGUAGAAAGAGGGAAAAAAGGCAAGCAGCAGCAGCCCAGGAAAGCCCCCAGAAGAAGGUCCCUACGCAGGAAGCAAGAACAAAUGCCUAGCAAAACCUGUGUUUCUAAUUCUAAAUAUCCUAGGCCUCCAGUUUCCAGUUCACAAAGGUCCCCCCGGGGGCAGCAGGAAACUCUUGCUCAGCCCCUGCAAUCUGGGGGCCCUGGGAGCCCCACAGAUCUAGUUUGCUCUGCUCAGGGAGGAACAGUCAUGCCCAGUAAGACCACGAGGGCAGAGCAAGGGAACCUCAUGCAGCGCAGUGGGCAUUCCACCCAAGACAACAGCCUGCUGCCUCCCAGUUCCCAGGGGGACCACCGGAUGAGCUGGUUCAGUGACCUCAAUGACCUCAACCCCAGGACAGAGUCCCCUCAGUCCCAGGAGUCAGGGAAGAAUAUACUCUAUGACCUGGGUUUUGAUAGCAGCGAUGAUGGCUUCUGACCAGCCCAUGAUGACUUUGGCUGAUGGUUUUUGGUCUUGUUGGAAAGACAAAUCACAGAACAUUUGGGGUGGCUGAUGGCAGAGUUCUCAAAGCCUGUCUGAAACCUUCAGGGUCAGAGG